AUGGAGAAGAUUGGAAGCCUUCAUGUUCUAAAUGACGACCAUGAAAACCGGAAACUCGCCUACAAACUUCCAAGGUGGGCAAGUAAUCGCUGGAGUCGAUUUGCAUUUCAUUGGAAAGAAGAGAAUGAAACUUUCCCUCCCUUUUCAGAGUUUAAGUUCGUGGUGAAAGAAGCAGACACUGCUUGCGACUCCGUGUUAUCUUCACCACUCCCCAAGAAAGAAGACAAUGGUAGGAUACGAUACGAGAGAAACAAGCCAAAGAGACAAUGGCUUCCCCAAAGAAAAUCACAUGAUGUCAGUACAUUUAAGACAACUACUACUGAUGAGAACAAAGGCACUGAUGACAAGAAGUAG
Porites lobata is the source of this 354-nucleotide messenger RNA. The record is from the annotation of a GenBank genome assembly. Lineage: Eukaryota; Metazoa; Cnidaria; Anthozoa; Scleractinia; Poritidae.